GUGUCCCUUCUUCUUCUUUCCCUUUCACAUAAACAAUAUCACACCCUUUUCUUCACUCCAAUCCUAAAAAUAAAACCUCUUUUUUUCUCACUCACCAUGUCCACUCGUCGCUCCGGUGCCGCCGUCAUCGACGGCGCCACCACCAAACCCACCACAACCACCAGAUCCAUCACUCCUCUAACCACCUCACGCAAGCUCCCUUCUCUCAACACUUCAUCAUCUUCUUCUUUAAAAGAAAACAAUAACCCUCGUAGAUCCACUUCUCGUGGACCCAUUCACCCAACCCAAAAGCCCUUAACCCGAUCCAUUCCUCGUACUGAUCGUAGAUCCUCUUCUUCUUUCUCAUCUCUCCCUAGAGGCAGAAGUCCUAGCCCUUCAGAUCUCAAUCAAACCCGCCGCGUCUCCGUUGAUCGAAAAGAUUCCAAAUCAAUCAUUAACCCGAUUAGAAAAUCAACUGAGAGACCCAAAAGUGCUGAAAAGGUUAGAACUUUAUCAAAUUCUGCUAGGGUUAGGGUUAGGGUUGAAGAGAAUAGCAAUAGUAAUAGUAAUGGUAAUAGUGAUGGUAGUAGUAGUAAUAAGUAUCAGAGUAAGCUUCAUGAAAAGCUUGCUUUUUUAGAGGGGAAAGUCAAGAGAAUAGCUUCUGAUAUAAAGAAGACUAAAGAGAUGCUUGAUUUGAAUAACCCUGAUGAAUCAAAAUUUAUACUUUCUGAUAUUCAAGAUAAGAUUUCUGGGAUUGAGAAAGCUAUGGUUCGAGUUGUUGUUUCCGAAGAUGAUAACCAUAAAGUUGGUGUUGUUAGUGUUAAUGGGGUUGAGGAUUCGAAGCAAAUUAAGCCGAUGAAUGCGAGUGGUUUGGUUAAAGGUUUGAACAGUGAUGAGCUUGAAGAUAGGUUGUUUCCUCAUCAUAAGUUGAUUAGAGAUAGGAUAAUGAUUAAGGAUUCGACGGUGAAGGAAAAGGUGGAAAUUGAAGAGAAUGUGUUGAAAUCUGUUGAUGAGAAUUCAAUAGCUUUGGAGUUUUUGGCGACACUUGGAGAAGGGAGUGGGAAAGUUUCGAAUCAUGGCGAUCCUUGUGAUGGGAUUGAGAGAGGGAAGAGUGGUUCAUGCAGUAAUCAAAAGUGUGAUAUUGAUAUGGUGCUUGAGGCGGAUGAGAAGCUUGAGGAGUUCGAUGAUCAAGGGAAAGAGAACAAUAAUAACACACAAGAGGAAGAAGGGUUUAUUGCUGAUGAAACUGAUGAAGCUUUUAAUUUUAAGCUGAAUGGGAUAGGGAACAAGAUUGCUGCGGCUGGUUGGUUUGUAUCUGAAGGGGAGGCUGUGCUGCUUGCUCAUGAUGAUGCUACUUGUUCUUAUUAUGAUAUCGCCAAUUCUGAGGAAAAAUCUGUAUAUAUUCCCCCUCCAGGAGCUUCACCUAGCAUAUGGAGAGAUUGCUGGCUAAUUCGCGCUCAAGGUUCAGAUGGUUGCUCCGGAAGAUAUGUUGUUGCUGCAUCCGCAGGCAACACAAUUGAAUCCGGCUUUUGUUCUUGGGAUUUUUACACAAAAGAAGUGAAAGCUUUCCAAUUCGACAAUGGAACAGCUUCCUCCAGAACAGCACUUCGACCCUUACCAAAUAACAUCAGAAGAAAUUCUACUAGUUCCACCCUUUUAUCAGCAGAUGCUAGACAAUGGUGGUAUAAACCAUGUGGACCUCUCAUUAUUUCUACAUGUAGCUCACAGAGAGGUAUGAAAGUUUUCGAUGUUCGCGAUGGAGAGCAAGUCAUGAGUUGGGAGGUUCAGAAGCCUGUUGUUGCUAUGGAAUACUCUAGUCCUUUGCAGUGGAGAAAUAGAGGAAAAGUAGUUGUAGCUGAAGCUGAAUCCAUUACUUUGUGGGAUGUAAAUUCACUCAGUCCUCAAGCUUUGGUUUCUGUUCCCUUUGGUGGUAAGAAAAUUUCAGCUCUCCAUGUGAGUAAUACCGAUGCUGAGCUCGGUGGAGGGGUUCGAAAGAGAGUAAGCUCCUCAGAAGCUGAAGGAAACGAUGGUGUGUUCUGCACCACAGAUUCUAUCAACAUAUUGGACUUUCGCCAACCAUCCGGUGUUGGUCUUAAGAUACCAAAACAUGGUGGUGUCAAUGUACAAUCUAUUUUCUCUCGCGGCGAUUCUGUCUUCUUUGGAUGCACCGCUUCCACUACAAUGGGGAAAAGACAGUCAUCAUCGCUAAUACAACAAUUUUCGUUGCGGAAACAAGAACUAUUCAACACCUAUACUUUUCCAGAAUCCAAUGCACACUCACAUUACGCAGCAGUUUCACAAGUUUGGGGUAAUUCUGACUUUGUCAUGGGUGUGUGCGGUUUAGGACUAUAUGUGUUUGACGCAAUGAAAGAUGAUGAUGCAUCAAGGGUUCUGAAUAUGAAUUAUGAUAAUAAUAAUAAUAAUAAUAAUAAUGGUCAGAAUCUUAGGGAAGUUGUUGGUCCUGAUGACUUAUAUUGGCCAUCCUUUGAUUAUAUGGGAUCUCGUUCUCUUUUGAUAUCAAGAGAUCGACCAGCUAUGUGGAGGCAUCUAAUAGUUUGAAAUUAAUUAAUGUAUUUUUAGUAAUUAUUGUAUUUUUAGUAAUUAAGUGCAAGUCUUCUGCAAUUGCAAAACAGGAAUUUGGUUUUUAAGGGUCAAGGGUUAAUUUAUGCUUCACCCCUUCCUUGCAAUGCUGUUUAAGGAUUAUAUAUUUUGUUUUAUGAUAGAAAAGUGUGUUUGGUGUGGAUGUUUGUUUAA
This is a messenger RNA of Medicago truncatula (barrel medic), 2733 nucleotides long. RefSeq names its product KIN14B-interacting protein At4g14310. Gene Ontology annotation, molecular function: protein binding. The transcript is spliced from 3 exons. The coding region runs from base 97 to 2538 and encodes 813 amino acids. The record is from RefSeq and is a predicted model, not a curated record. Lineage: Eukaryota; Viridiplantae; Streptophyta; Magnoliopsida; Fabales; Fabaceae.